UGAGCUACUUGAAAGGCUCUAACAACACGGAGGCCAGGCUUAGUAACACGGCCAGGGGAAGGCUAGCAACCAUCCAGAAGGGACAAAUAAAUAUUCAGCCUCAGUUUUCCUCCUGGGAGGGAGGCAUCACGACCUGCAGCACAAAAUUGUAUUGAGGGAAAUGGCAGGGAAAGCUGUGCCCGUGACGUCGUGGUGACCACCUGUGCUCGUUCUUACCUUGGAGUGAAACUGCAGCUUUUCUCUCCUUCUCGCGGGUUCUCCCAGUCUUGUAUUAAUGUUUUUUAAUAAUGGAAUUAUUCUCCUGUGAAGAUGGUGGAGGGGAAAGAAUGACCACUGAAAGCCUACCUGCCUUCAUUUAGCUUUUUAACCUGGUUUUGCCUGCCUGCUCUUCCAGGAGACUACUAUGAUGGCAGAUCCUUCAGUGGUGGACCACCUGACACGACUGAAACUCAAACUCCUGGAAAAGAGACUAAAAAAUGAACAGGAGAACCUGGAAAAGAUGGAGUCAUCUCUCCCAGCUGCAAGGAACAGACCUGAGGACAUGCUCCAAAGUGCCCUGAGGCGAAGGAAAGAUCUGCUGCAGGAGCUCAGGAUCCCACCUCAGCCUGCCACCAUCAUCCAGCAGCUGCCUCAGCCAUCCCCUGUGAUCACGCAGAUCCCCCCUGCCCAGCCCUUUGCAGCCCCCCACUCUGGAAGCAUUAAGGAAGAUAUGGUAGAGAUGAUGCUGAUGCAGAACGCUCAGAUGCACCAGAUCGUGAUGCAGAACAUGAUGCUGAAGGCUCUGCCGCCGGCGGCGUUCGCGCAGCGCACGGGACCCGGCUCUGCCCCACUCCAGCACACGCAGCAGGACCUGCAGCUUGCUGCUCCCCUGGCAGUGAAGGCAGAUCGUCCCAGGCCACCCGUGGUGCACCACCACCACCACUACCCUCCCUCAGGGGUGCUUCCAGUGCCUCCCAGGGGCUUCCCAUCCCCAUCCACAGCGCACCACUGGACCUGGACAUAGGCAGCUUGCUCUCUACCCAGCCUAGGUGGCCCACAUACUGACAGGAUGGGAUCCUCUGCAAGUGGACCAUAGCCUUUCUAAAAGUAAUAAAAUCCUGAUGUUCUUCCUUGA
Molecule: messenger RNA, 1114 nt
Organism: Pseudopipra pipra
Lineage: Eukaryota; Metazoa; Chordata; Aves; Passeriformes; Pipridae
Gene: C7H21orf58
Product: chromosome 7 C21orf58 homolog
Exons: 7
Coding region: 404-1003 (199 amino acids)
Source: RefSeq, a predicted model, not a curated record